Octodon degus (degu) is the source of this 706-nucleotide messenger RNA. It is a transcript of the gene Ventx, whose product is annotated as VENT homeobox. Gene Ontology annotation, cellular component: nucleus. Gene Ontology annotation, molecular function: RNA polymerase II transcription regulatory region sequence-specific DNA binding; DNA-binding transcription factor activity, RNA polymerase II-specific. Gene Ontology annotation, biological process: embryonic morphogenesis; regulation of transcription by RNA polymerase II. Bases 59 to 667 code for a protein of 202 amino acids. Lineage: Eukaryota; Metazoa; Chordata; Mammalia; Rodentia; Octodontidae. The transcript is spliced from 2 exons. The record is from RefSeq and is a predicted model, not a curated record.
CGCUCGGCGCCUAUGUCCAGCGCGUCCCGCCGGGCCAGCUGCGCCCGCCACCUCACGCAUGGCACCAGCCUCAGUGGCAAUGAACCCCGCUGGGCUCAGGCCGCGCGGCGGGGACGGCACCGGGUCCGCGCCCCUGUCCUUCAGCGUCGAGUCCCUGCUGGAGGCAGAGCGCGGGCCGGGCUCGGAGCCCGCAGAGCCCGGACAGGAAAGGCGGCGAGGUGACCCAGAGCCCGGACCCUGGUUCCCGCCCGCUGCCAGUGCGUGCCCCCCACGUGCCCUCAGCCCUUCACCCUGCACCCUCCGAAAACACAAGAACACGCGCAAGCCGCGGACGCCCUUCACCACCGCGCAACUGUUGGCGCUGGAGCGCAAGUUUCAUCAGAAGCAGUAUUUGUCGGUGGCCGAGCGAGCCGAGUUCUCUCGCAGCCUGAGCCUCACCGAGACGCAGGUCAAGAUCUGGUUUCAGAACCGCCGAGCCAAGGCCAAGCGGCUGCAGGAGGCCGAGCUGGAAAAGUUGAAGCUGGCAGCCAAGCCGCUGCUGCCCUCUUUCUCCCUGCCCUUCCCUCUCGGCGCCCCGCUGCACGGAGGUGCGCCUAGCGCUCUGCCGCCUGUGCCCGGGCUCCUCGCGGGACCGGCCGCCGCCUGUGGCUUGUACUACCUGUCUUAGGCUGCGAGGCUGGGGUCGGUCCGGCGGCGGUGCGGGGGC